CACGUCUACUUGUCCCUGACGUAUUCCAUAAUGGCGGUGCCCUUGUUACAAUGGGGACUGUUGUUGAUCACUUGUUAGCCAACUUAUUAUAAACAUUUGCAGAUUAUUGAUCUAAUUGUCAGUCUUCAGUCGUUUACACCAAAGGCUACAUGUUAAAGUCCAGUGCAGCGGGUCCAUCCACCGUUGCCUCUCCCCAGCAAAUGAAGGAAUCCAAGGAUAUCUCGUCAAUGGCUGGCCAAACAUUUCUGGACCACAUCAAGCCAUGCUGGUACUGGGACAAGAAGGACUUGGCCCACACCCCUUCUCAGUCAGAAGGCCUGGAUCCUGGCACAGAGGCCCGCUAUCGGAGAGAGGGGGCCCGCUUUAUAUUUGAUGUGGGAACCCGACUUGGCUUACACUACGAUACUCUGGCAACCGGCAUCAUAUACUUCCACCGUUUCUACAUGUUUCACUCCUUCAAGCAGUUCCCUAGAUAUGUGACUGGUGCCUGCUGUCUUUUCCUGGCAGGGAAAGUGGAGGAAACCCCAAAGAAAUGUAAGGACAUCAUCAAAACAGCCCGCAGCUUACUGAAUGACGUGCAGUUUGCCCAGUUUGGAGAUGACCCUAAGGAGGAGGUAAUGGUUUUGGAGAGGAUCUUGCUCCAGACUAUCAAGUUUGACCUGCAGGUGGAGCACCCUUACAUGUUCCUGCUGCGCUACGUCAAGCAGCUCAAAGGUGAGAAGAAUAAAGUGUGCAAGGUGCUACAGAUGGCCUGGACCUUUGUCAAUGACAGCCUGUGCACCAUGCUGUCCCUUCAGUGGGAGCCGGAGAUCAUAGCGGUGGCUGUCAUGUACCUGGCUGGCCGCCUCUGUAAGUUUGACAUCCAGGAGUGGACUGCCAAACAGUCGUCCCGCCGCUGGUGGGAGCAGUUUGUCCAGGACGUCCCAGUCGAGCUGCUUGAAGACAUCUGCCACCAGAUCCUGGACCUGUACUCCCAGGGCAACAAGCCCAUUCCCCAGCAGAUGCAGGAGAAGGAGAGGGCCGCUGCACCUCAGCCCCCAGCUCCCCCAAUCCCACAGAGCCAACCUUCAGGCACCAACCCUCCUCCCCCACCACCAAAAAAGACUUCUCCUCAGGGUGGCAGCCCCCCACGCCAGCUCAAACGUUCACAUGCAUCUCCAAAAGAUGAACCAAAGGCUCCAGAACAAGUUGGCUCAAAGAUUCCUCGACUGGAGAGCCCCAUGCCCCCUCUGCCCACAUCGCAGCCUCCCCCUGACCGCAAAGCCCCCGCUCCAGCGCCGCCCUCGGAUGCAGAGCCAGGAAGCGAGUCUGCCCCGCCGCCUCCCCACGCCCCUCCUCCCCACCAGCCCCCUCCCCUCCCCCACCGCCCCCCUCCGCCCCCGCCCUCCAACUACAUCAUGUCCACCAGCAGCUCCUACAUGUCCGGAGAGGGUUACCAGAGCCUGCAGUCCAUGAUGAAGACCGAGGGGCCCUCGUACGCCCCCAUGCCACCCAGCUACGGACCCCCUAUGCCGCCCUAUCACCCUCACGUCUACCCACCACCCACUGCCCCACCCCCAGGCCCCCCGCCUCCUCCAUCCACCUACCCGCCACCCAGCUUGGCCCCUGCCUAUCCACCACCUGGCUACAACCACACUUAUCCCCCUCCGCCUCCUCCACGCAUGCCACCGGGCCACGUUCCCCCUCCAGGGAUGGGUCUCCCGCCCGCCGGGUACCCUCCUCCACCCCCAGUGCCCCCAGGACAGUCACAGGUGCCCCUGCCGCCGCCACCUGGCAUGCCCAUGAACCGGGGUGGCUGGAUGAGAUGAAACAAAGAGUGAGAGAGAGAGAGAGAGAGAGAAUGAACUGAAGAGAUAGUGUGAGCACAGUGUAGGAGCUGAGGCUGUGCAGAGCCUCCACUGGGGAUGUGAAGCUCUCUGGAAAGUGAAACCUGAUCAGGCAGAGAACUUGACUUAUUCUGAGACAAACAAAUGAUGAGAGCUUGCUCACCUCCAGUGCAACUUAUGUUAAAAAGGUGCUGGGAGUCUGAAUGGAGGCCCAUCAAACAGACUUUGAAAGUAAAUCGAGGUCUGGGUAGUUUUGUUAGGAGAAGCAGAACUGGUGCUGUGAGAAUAUUAUCUGGUCUUUUUUUUUUUUUUUUUUAACGGCCAAAACAUGGUACACCACACUUAGUUCUGGGAUCCUGUAACAACACUGUCCACUUACUGGAAACAGAAAGGAAAUAUUACCCAUCAGAGAUUUAUGCCCCCAAAUUGUUUUUCUUUCUGUACUGUCAUUCAUCAGUUUUUCAUCCACUGAAGGAGCAUGAAAUGUUACCUUUUCAAUCUUAAGUAAAUGUUUGGGGGCUUUUGGAUUUUUUUCCUUAGUUGAAAUUCCUGUCUUUAAGCCUACUUACAUUUCUUACUUUUUCCUGUUAUUGAAAUCAUUUCCGUACAUUGGUUUGCCUGGAAUCCCUGUCAUCCUGGUAUCUCCUGACCCUGGAAUUUGUUUGCUGCCUCUAAAAGAGAAUUUCUUGCAUUUUCUCGACAUUCCCACUGCUUCCAUUUCAGGGGAAGGAAUGGCAGAUAAUGAAUUCUUGAACAUGAACAUGCACAGUCACAUAUGAAAAGGUGUUGGACUGACAGGCUGUCUGAUGUCGCUAAAAACAUGCUGUACAUUGUUUCCUCCUUAGUUUUGAUAGUGCUGUGAAAAUGCUGUGGUCAUGUCACAAGAUGUUUUUUUGUAUCAUUAGACAUUUUACCUUAGAUGCUGUCAUUCCCAGACCUGCUUUUUUCAGUUUUAUUGCUUUGUGUGUUUUCCCUGUCCUGUUUUUUUUCUGAGUGAAUCUGCACUGCAGACAGUAUUACAUGAACUACCAAACAGAAAGCUGUUAUCAAACCGUCUGUAACACUGGACAGUCCAAGGUAUAUUUGUACAUAUCUGAUGUAAUCAUACUGAUGAAUUUUUUUUUUGGAGAGUUUCUAUCCAUAUGUGCCUUAGUCAGGCUUCUCUUUAACAGAUGAAUAUGCAUCCUGCACGCAAAUUUGCUUUGGGGUCUAAGUGGCACUUGGGAUAAUAAAGACCUGCUUUUCCUACUUUGA
Myripristis murdjan (pinecone soldierfish) is the source of this 3080-nucleotide messenger RNA. It is a transcript of the gene ccnk, whose product is annotated as cyclin K. Gene Ontology annotation, molecular function: cyclin-dependent protein serine/threonine kinase regulator activity. Gene Ontology annotation, biological process: regulation of transcription by RNA polymerase II. The record is from RefSeq and is a predicted model, not a curated record. NCBI's taxonomy places the organism in Eukaryota, Metazoa, Chordata, Actinopteri, Holocentriformes, Holocentridae. Bases 150 to 1808 code for a protein of 552 amino acids. The transcript is spliced from 11 exons.